UUCCGGCCCAGCUGAAGCGUUGGGGCCUCUCUGGGGAAAAAGCCUCUCCCAGGCUGACUUGGGUCGACUUGGCUGGGUCUGAAAUCCGAAUUUUAUUGCAGGGCAUCAUUGUCCCGUGUCCCCGGGCAGCCUGCCAUCCUGUCUUGCUGGCGCUGGGAGGCCAGCAGAGGCUCCGGAGAGGGGAAAAGGAGAAACGACCUUCCUGUGCUCGGCUCUUUCCUCCAUUCCCUCCCUCCCUCCCUCCCUUUCUAGAGGCAGGAGGGAGGGGGAGAAGCCCCUCUGCCUUUCCCAGCCGUCCUUGGGCCGGACGGACCCCCCCAGGAACUGCAUCUGCCCAGCUCGCCAGGCGGCGGCUAGGUGUGUCUGGCAGGAAAGGGGCACAGAUGGGUCUGGGCCAGCGAUGGGGGAAAGCCAAGGAAUGGACCCGAAGGGCUGGAUGGCGGUAGGAGGGACUCAUCUGCCUUGCCAAUGCAGAAGAGCUUCCCCUUCUGUGUGAACUGUCCUCCGCCAUAGCUCUUCUAGAACGAUUGAAGCCAGUGGCUGCCCGGUUCAGAUGCCCGAGCAAAUCUGAAGUGAAGCCAUGUCUAGUGGAGGACGUGGGAUGGGAGCCGUGGAUCUCCAGCCGUGGCGCUUCCCCUUCUCCCGCGACUUACCUGCAGGCCUUAGAACGGAGAUGAUGGAAGCCCCCAACGGGGAAGAGGAACGUCAAAGGGAAACCAAAGCCAAUUUUUUUGCACAAUCUAGAACCCCCAAAGCGUUCCCCACAUGGGUGACACUGUUGCGGGUUAAACAAGAGCCCGAGGAAGGGUUGAACCAGCCGUGGGGAACCCAGGGGCACGAGCGGUGGAGAACCUGGCAGCCCAGGUCUUCAGGAGAACCGUCUUCACAAUUUCAAAGCAGAGGGGAAAUCUGCCGGUUGGCACCAACCUCUUUGGAGGACAAAUCUGGAACUGAGCAGUGGCUGGAAGCCUCUUCGGCUGUGGGCCUCAGGGAAGAAACCAAAGGGAACUACCAGAAUCUGGAAGGUGAAGAUGGAGAAGGGGACAAGAAGUCCAAGGAAGAUCUUCCGGACCAAGAGGAUGUAAGCUCUGAGAUCCAGCAGAAGCGGUUCAGGCAUUUGUGCUACCGGGAACUGGAAGGGCCUCGCAAGGUUUGCGGCCGACUCCGGGAUCUCUGCAGUCAGUGGCUGAAACCAGAGCAGUGUACAAAGGAGCAGCUGCUAGAGAUGGUGAUCCUGGAGCAGUUUUUGGCCAUCCUGCCCAAGGAGAUGCAGAGCUGGGUCAAGGAGGGUGGGCCGGAAAGCUGUGCCCAAGCGGUGGCCCUGGCCGAGGACUUCCUGCGGAGUCAGAAAGAGCCCAGAGGCUUCUGGGAAGAAAAAGUGCCACCAGAGUCACCUGGAGGAGGAAAGAUGAACGCUGCUGUUGGGCCUCCAUUGGAGGUUGAAACAGGACAUUCGGACCAGGAGGUCAAGGAAGAGAACAAGGACUUGCUCGCCAUUGAGAUGGUCUCCCGGCCACAUCCUGGAUCCUCUGCUCCAGAGCAAACUCAGAUGACUUUUGAAGACGUGUCCAUAUAUUUCACCGAGGGUGAGUGGGCCUUGCUGGAUCUGGACCAAAGAGCUCUAUACAGAGAGGUCAUGCUGGAGAAUUACGAGAAGGUGUCUGCUCUGGGAUUUCUGAUUUCCAAGCCAAACCUUAUUGCCCAGUUGGAAAAAGGAGGAGACACAUAUAUCUGGUCUUCUGAGCCAACGGAAAGGGGAAAAAUUACAGGCGACGGCUCAGCCAGUAAGGAGGACACGGUCAGGAUUCAUCUGAAUGGCAUCCUCCAGCCCGCAGGUUCUCCGGGCAUCUCACGGAAAGAUUUCCCGGGGUCCCUUUCCAUGAAGUCAGAAUCUUUCGAUCAGGGUUACGAGUCUGAACGACAGCACAGGACAACCCCCGUGAAGACACAGAGCCCAAACCUUCAGAAAGAGAAGGACAUCAUGGCGGAUAAGGUUGGCCUACUUUGUGCUGGAGCAGAGCCCCACAUAUGUCGCAAAUGCGGGCAGACCUUUGAGCACCAGUCGGGGCUGAUCGUCCACCAGAUGAUCCACACAGCCGAGCAGCCUUACGAGUGUCUCGAAUGCGGCAAAAGCUUCUGCCGACAGGACAAUCUUCUGGAGCAUCAAAGGAUCCACCUGGAGGAGCGGCCUUACGAAUGCCCCCAGUGCGGGAAGACCUUCAGCACUCGCUCUUAUCUGAUCACCCACCAGAGAAUCCACAGGGGUGAGAAGCCGCCAUACAGGUGCCUCCACUGCGCCAAGAGUUUCAGCCACAGGUCCUCGCUGGUCAACCAUCACAGGAUCCACACGGGAGAGAAACCGUUUGAGUGUCCCACAUGCGGGGACAGUUUCUUCCAGAGCGGGCAGCUGAUACGGCACCGGAGGAUGCACACGGAGGAGAAACCGUACAAUUGUUUUCAGUGCGGCAACAACUUCAGCCAGAAAUACUGCCUUGACAUCCACUUGAGGAUGCACACCUCCUCAAAGCCACCGUUGCGGGUUUCUUCGCCAUUUGCCACCCUGGAGAGAACCGAGUCUGAUCCGCCGUUGAGCCCAACGAUGAAAAUGGAGGCCCCAGAAUCUCCGGCGGACCUGAAGCCAGCAUUAGACCUGGAUGGGCCAAGGGAAAGGCCCAGCGUGGCCCCGAUGGGUUCGGACCAGCAGGAUUUGAGGUGGAGAGGUCUUCCAUGCAUUAAGCAGGAGCCGGAAGAAGGCUGCCUCUCGUCCCUGCACUGGGAGGCCCAGUGGCAGGAGUUCCUGGGGGGCAUGCAGGCCCCUUGUGCAGGAUGGGGGUCCAGACCGCUGCCGGUCGCUGCCCCGUGGGGGGACACCAAAGCACCCUUGGCCCAUGUGGAAUUGGCGGCCGCCAGCAGCCAUCGGUCCUCGGGAGGGGCGUUUUUCCAACCUGGGCUGCCCGGCUUUGUGGGAACGACGACGCAGCCAGCUGACCAGGAAGGGCAGAAAGUUAAAGAGGAAGUGGAGAACCAGGAGCCCCCCUACCAGCGCUUCAGGCACUUCCUCUACCAAGAAGCGGAGGGCCCCCGAGAGCUUUGCAAUCAUCUCCGGGAGCUUUGCCACCAAUGGCUGAAGCCGGAGAGAUACUCCAAAGAGCAGAUCCUGGAGCUGGUGACCCUGGAGCAGUUCCUGGCUGUCCUGCCCCAGGCCAUGGAGUGUUGGGUCCGGGAGUGCCACCCCCACACGUGUGCCCAGGCCGUGGCCCUGGCGGAGGACUUCCUGGUGAGGCAUCCGGAGGAGGGGAGGCAGGAGCAGAAGGGGCCAGGGAUGUUUCAUGUGGUGACCGUGAAUUUUCCUGACUCUGAUCAAGUAUCAUCUGAAAGGCUCCUUAGCAGGCCAGUGAAACAGGAGGUCAACGAAGAUGGACUUUCCCAAGACGAUGGGCAGGUGGGUGAAAUCAAAAAAGACAAUGAGUGGAACAACACCAUGGUAAUGGAGCCCCAUCAUGGCUCAUUGUCCACGGAAAGGCGAGAAGGGACAGGUGGACUUGGAGAAGCGGGAGAAGCCCAGAAGAAUCCUCAAGGCCCACAGGAGAACGGCCCCAGAGGAACGGACGUAAAUGCAUCCGGAGAGAAACAAUCCCUGUGUUCAAACUGUGGGGGAAGUUUUAAUCCUAUCUCUGGUCUGCUCGGCCCAGAAGGGUUUCCCCUGGGUGCGAAUCCCUACAAAUGCUCCGUGUGUGACAAGAGCUUCUGCCAGGUUGCCAAACUCAUCGCUCACGAGCGGCUGCACACCGGCGACUGGCCGUACAAGUGCUCCUUCUGCGGCAAGAGCUUCAAUCGGAGCUCCGACGUCUCCCGCCACGAGCGGAUCCACACGGGCGAGAAGCCCUUCAAGUGCACCACGUGCGAGAAGUGCUUCAGCCAGCGGUCCAAGCUGAUUGUCCACGAGCGGUUCCACACGGGCGACAAGCCCCACACCUGCUCCUACUGCGGGAGGAGCUUCCACCAGAGAUCGGACCUGGUGAAGCACGAGCGGAUCCACACGGGAGAGAAGCCCUACAAGUGCUCUGAUUGUGGAGGGAGCUUCCACCGGAGUUCGGAUCUGGUGAAGCACAAGUGGAUCCACACCGGGGAGCGGCCGUACAAGUGUUCCACCUGUGAGAAGAGCUUCCGGCAGCGCUCGGCCCUCCUGUACCACGAGAGGACCCACACGGGGGAGAAACCGUACGCCUGCACAGCCUGCGGGAAAGGCUUCAGUUGCAAAGCCCACCUGGUGCUCCACAAAAGGACCCACACGGGGGAGAAGCCCUACAAGUGCAACUACUGCGGGAAAAGCUUCACCACCAGCUCAUACUUUGUGAAGCAUCAGAGGAUGCAUUUAGGGCAGGAAACUCGGCCGGUUCCGUGAACGAAAGAAAAAAGCGCCCUGAAAUGUCUCAAGGUUUUUCCCUUGGCAUGGAUCGAAAGAGAACCCUCGCAUGUAGAAAGCUAGCAGGUCAGAAGUAUGAUCCCGACGGCUUAGUUUUCUCUCUGCGGGGAUUCAUAAAACAAGUGGCGAACUUUCCGUCCUGUCGCUGCAUUGGGAAGAGUCUCGGUCGGCCGCGGUUGCGAAUCUCGAAUUGUACAGUUUGGUUUGGGUGGAAAGAAACACCCCGGGCUGAAUCGUGUGGGAGAAAAAGAAGCUGAGAAAAGGGCCUGUAACAGCUUGCCUCACUGGAAAAAAAACAAAACCAUUUAUAAAAUGUACGGGUGAGGAGAGCAGUUAGGGAGGAGCGCUUAAUCCCUGUCCUCUGAAAUUGAGAAAAUUCAGGGGUGUUUUCUUGAGGGGGGGGGUACCUGAACUGCUUGGAAGGGACCUGGAGGCAGGCCUCUGCUUCUCCAUUUUAAAAGAUUGGGUAGCAGUUAGGACAGGCCCUUGCAGUGGGGUUCUCGUACUGAGCUUGUAGACCCCCGUGGGCCUAUCAUCCCCCUAUUCCUCCCGCAUUUAGUUAAUGUAUUUUAAUUAAAGCUGAUAAUAAGCGGAAAACUGACUUUUGAGUCAGGCACUGGCCUAAGGCCCAGAGGCUCCUCAGCCUUUCUUGGAAAAUUAAAAUGAUAGAUGGCUGCUUGGUUGAAAAUGGGUCCAGAUAGCCAGAAAAGAAUGCUGCAUUGGCCGAAGGGGGUUGCUAAUUGAGGAAUGCUGGGUGGGCUGGGGGUGACCUCCCCAAUUGUAAAAUUCUGAAUAUACACCGCCCCCCCCACUCAACCCCGUCUAGUAAGGUGGCUAAAAGUUCCUGAACGAUGGGUCUGACCUCCUGUAAUACGGCAUCUUCCUGUGUUCCUAAGAAGAAUUGUUUUAAAUAAUUUGUCUAGAGGUCACAAGUCUGAAAACCUCUGUAAAAAGAAUCCCGAAAGAGAAUUUAGCCAACACAUUUCCCUUUUAUACUCCGCUCUGUCCCCAGCCCCUCCUCCCAGACACAAGCAAGUUUUGAAAAAAGGAAAAUUCGGAUGUUUACAUUUUGCUAUUAAAAAUGCAUACUUUCUCAA
This is a messenger RNA of Crotalus tigris (Tiger rattlesnake), 5523 nucleotides long. RefSeq lists its product as uncharacterized. The transcript is spliced from 10 exons. Lineage: Eukaryota; Metazoa; Chordata; Lepidosauria; Squamata; Viperidae. Gene Ontology annotation, biological process: regulation of transcription by RNA polymerase II. Bases 581 to 4405 code for a protein of 1274 amino acids. Gene Ontology annotation, molecular function: DNA-binding transcription factor activity, RNA polymerase II-specific; RNA polymerase II cis-regulatory region sequence-specific DNA binding. The record is from RefSeq and is a predicted model, not a curated record.